This is a messenger RNA of Anthonomus grandis grandis, 1360 nucleotides long. RefSeq names its product programmed cell death protein 2 (gene Zfrp8). NCBI's taxonomy places the organism in Eukaryota, Metazoa, Arthropoda, Insecta, Coleoptera, Curculionidae. Gene Ontology annotation, cellular component: cytoplasm; nucleus. The record is from RefSeq and is a predicted model, not a curated record. The coding region runs from base 110 to 1162 and encodes 350 amino acids. The transcript has 2 exons.
UCCGUGACAUAACCUAAUAAAUUGAUAAAUCCAAACAAAAACGUGAAAAUUAUUAAGUCGUAUUACGUUAAAAAUUAUCAAGUCUCAAGCAUUGUAUUUAACAUAAAUAAUGCCCAAAGUAGAAUUAGGUUUUUUAGAAGAGUGCGAGUCCUGGCACCUAGAAAGCCGAUUUUUUCCAAGUAAAGUCGGAGGAAAACCAGCUUGGUUAAGCCUUAAACCUUUGCCAUCUGCUGCUGAUGUAACUUGCAAGAAAUGCCUUAGAGUACCUACGUUCCUCUGCCAAAUUUAUGCCCCUUUUUACGACUCUGAUACCACUGAUAAACAACAGCUGGACAAUAAUUUCCAUAGGUCGGUUUUCCUUUUUGUUUGUCGUAAUCCUAAAUGUAACCAGGCAAACAGAAGCGAUAAUAUUAUAGUUUUACGCAAUUGUCUUGCAAAACAGAAUUCUUUUUAUCCAGCUACCCCACCUGAAGUAAAAAAAGACACAGAUUUUGACAUAAAAAUGUGGGCAGAGCUUUGUAACUUAUGUGGGAUUUAUGCAGAUAAAAGAUGCAGUAAGUGUAAAAAUGUUGUUUAUUGUUGCAAAGAACAUCAGAUAUUGGAUUGGAAAAAUGCACAUAAAUUACAAUGUUCAGAUGGGUUGAAUGACAUUAAAGAUAAUUCAGGGUGGCUCUUUCCCGAGUGGGAAUUAAUAAUUGAAAGCGAAGAUAUUGAAGAAGAAAGUAUAAAUGAACAAGAAGCCAUGGAAGAAUAUGAAAAGUUAAAAGCUGAAGGAAAAACAGGCACACUAACUGACAUUGAAGAAUCUGACCUUGAUGCCCAUGCAGCAACAGACUCUGAUAAGGUAUUCAGUAAAUUCAAAAAGAAAGUUUCUGAGUACCCAGAUCAAGUUAUCAGGUAUUCUCGUGGGGGUCAGCCCCUGUUCAUAGCCAAAGAACCACUCCCGGACUCCAUACCUGACUGUGAGUAUUGUGGUGGGCCUAGACAAUUUGAAUUCCAAGUUAUGCCACAAAUUUUAUCUUGUUUGAAGGAAUAUGAGCUGGAUUGGGGUGUUAUCUUAGUUUAUACUUGUAAAAAUAGUUGUGUGGGAGAUUCUAUUAAUAGUUAUAAGAGGGAGUAUGUAUUUAAACAGGAUGUUUCAAAUACAGAUGUUCCUAGCUAAUAUUUGGUUCACAACAAAAAGUAAUAAAACUAGUAAGACAUCUUCAAAGUAUUUAUUCUCAUUGAAUAUAAAUUGUUAAAAAAAAUCUAUUCUAAUAGUUAUGACAAAUUAACCACCUUUUUUUGUAUCGUCAGUUACUAUAAGAAUUUAAAUGUAUGUAAUCAAAAAAUAAACAUGACUUUUGUCAAAGAACUUUUA